Molecule: messenger RNA, 3035 nt
Organism: Camellia sinensis
Lineage: Eukaryota; Viridiplantae; Streptophyta; Magnoliopsida; Ericales; Theaceae
Product: putative linoleate 9S-lipoxygenase 5
Biological process (GO): lipid oxidation
Molecular function (GO): oxidoreductase activity, acting on single donors with incorporation of molecular oxygen, incorporation of two atoms of oxygen; metal ion binding; protein binding
Source: RefSeq, a predicted model, not a curated record
UGUCCAAAAGUCAUACUAAAAAAACCCUCAAGACACAGUUCCCUAUGUGAAGUGGAGUCAUCACUUAAAUAUUUGCCUAUAAAAAAUGCUACCAACCCUCUUCCAUUCCUCAUCUCCAACCAAGUCUCUCAUCUUCAGUUUCAUAUUCUUUGGCUGCUUCAACUUCUUAUUCUGGUGGGACAAAAGUUCAGAAAACAACAUGGAUCCAAACACUGAUGAAAACAGCAACAAGAGAAGCAAACAUGAUGAGAAGAAGAUCAAGGGAACUGUUGUGCUGAUGAAGAAAAGCCUCCUCGACUUCGACGGCCUUAGCCUGCCACUUGUCGAUCGGAUUGAGGAGGUUGUUGGACAAAAGGUCUCCCUGCAGCUCAUCAGUGCUGUCAAUGGUGACCCUGGGAAAGACUUCCGCGGGAAAAUUGGAAAGAAAGCAUAUUUGGAAGACUGGAUUACUAAAAUCACCACUCCAUCUGCGGACGUGUCAUUCAAUGUUACUUUUGAAUGGGAUGAGGAAGUUGGGGUUCCAGGGGCUUUCACUAUAACGAACUCUCACCACAAUGAAUUCUACCUUAAGACUGUCACCCUCGAAGGAGUUCCUGAUCAUGGCCAGAUCCAGUUCAUCUGCAAUUCUUGGGUCUACCCAAAAAAGUAUUAUGAAAAAGACCGUGUGUUCUUCACUAAUCAGACAUAUCUUCCAGGUGAAACACCAGCUCCACUAUGUCACUACAGAGAAGAAGAAUUACUAACCCUGAGAGGAAACGGAACUGGAAAGCUCGAAGAAUGGGAUCGCGUCUAUGACUAUGAUUUAUAUAAUGAUUUGAGUGAACCAGAAACAGAUCUAAAGUACGGCCGCCCAAUUCUUGGAGGAUCUUCUAAGUACCCUUAUCCUCGCAGGGGAAGAACAGGACGACCACCAUUGGAAAAAGAUCCUAGAUAUGAGAGUAGGCUCCCACUUCUUAAGAGCUUAAGCAUUUUCGUCCCAAGAGAUGAACGGUUCAGUCGCUUGAAGCUAUCAGAUCUUGUAGCUUAUGGGUUGAAAUCUGUAUUUCAAUUCCUUCUUCCCGAGUUUGAGGCUCAAUUUGACAAAACCCCUGAAGAAUUUGACAAUCUUGAAGAUGUAAUGAAACUCUAUGACGGAGGAAUCAAGAUACCCGAUUGCCAUUUACUCGAGAGUCUUAGGAAAGAGAUUCCCUUCGAGACACUAAAGGAAAUUCUUCGAACUGAUGGUGAACGGUUCUGUCAUUUUCCAGUGCCACAAGUAAUUGAAGAGGAUAGGUCUGCAUGGAGGACAGAUGAAGAAUUUGCAAGAGAAAUGCUUGCUGGACUAAACCCUGUUGUUAUCCGUCGUCUCCAAGAGUUCCCUCCAAAUAGCAAGCUAAAUCCCAAGGUGUAUAACAACGAGGCCAAUUCAAAGACCAAGGAGAGCAUAGAGAAAAACCUCGAGGGGUUAACUAUUGAUGAGGCACUCAAGAACAAGAAGCUAUUCAUAUUAGAUUACCAUGAUGCUUUGAUGCCAUACUUGAAGCGGAUAAAUUCAACUUCCUCAAAGACAUAUGCCACAAGGACACUCCUCUUCUUGAAAAAUGAUGGAAUUUUGAAGCCAUUGGCAAUUGAAUUGAGCAAGUUCCAAGAGGAAGAUCAAUUACGAGUCCCAGAGGAAGAACAAUUAGGAGAAGAGAGUGUAGUGUACACACCUGUCGAACAUGGUGCUGAAGGUACCAUUUGGCAGUUGGCGAAAGCUUACGUUGCUGUGAAUGACUCUGGCUAUCAUCAACUCAUUUGCCACUGGUUACAUACUCAUGCUGUAAUUGAGCCAUUUGUGAUUGCAACAAAUAGGCAGCUGAGUGUGCUUCACCCAAUUAAUAAGCUUUUGCAUCCUCACUUCCGCGAUACAAUGAACAUCAAUGCACUUGCUCGGCAGGCCCUCAUUAAUGCUGGUGGACUACUUGAGAAAACAGUCUUUCCAUCAAAGUACGCCAUGGAAUGGUCAUCUGCAGCUUAUAAGGACUGGGUUUUUCCAGAGCAAGCACUCCCUGCAGAUCUCAUCAAGAGAGGAGUGGCAGUUGAGGACGCAAAAUCUCCACACGGCGUGCGCCUGCUGAUAGAAGACUACCCUUAUGCUGUCGAUGGGCUGGAGAUCUGGUCAGCAAUCAAAACCUGGGUUGAGGACUAUUGCUCCUUCUACUAUAAGACUGAUGAAAUGGUUCAAAAAGAUACUGAACUUCAAACCUGGUGGAAGGAGCUCCGAGAGAAGGGUCAUGGCGACAAGAAAAACGAACCCUGGUGGCCUAAAAUGCAGGCUCGUGCAGAGCUAGUCGAAGCAUGUACCAUUAUCAUAUGGGUGGCCUCUGCUCUCCAUGCAGCAGUUAAUUUUGGACAGUUCCCUUAUGGAGGCUACCCCCCAAACCGACCAGCCAUGAGUCGCCGUUUCAUUCCCAAAAUAGAAAAUAAAAUUGACUAUGAGGAGCUUGAGAAGAACCCUGACCGGGCUUUCUUGAAAACAGUGACCCCACAGCUGCAGAGCAUUCUUGGCAUUUCCCUCGUAGAGAUUCUGUCAAGGCAUACGGCGGAUGAGGUUUUUCUUGGAAGGAGAGACACACAUGACUGGACAACAGACAAAAAACCAUUAGAAGCCUUUGAGAGAUUUGGAAAGACGCUGACAGAAAUUGAGGCCAGGAUCACAAGGAUGAACGAGGAUGAGAAAAUGAGGAACAGGGUUGGACCAGCACAGGUGCCUUACACUUUGCUAUUUCCAACCAGUGGUGUCGGACUCACCGGCAAGGGAAUUCCUAAUAGUGUCUCAAUCUAAUGGUUUUAAUUUGGAAUGUUUUUUUCCUUAGCAGUGUAGUUUGCCUAAAAAUGCAAUAAGUUUGCAGUAAUAGUGAAGGUAAUAUUUACAGAAAGUUGGGAAAUGUUUCAUUAUCUACAUCAAAAAUUUUAAUUAUCUCAAAAUGUUUCAUUAGGGUAAUCUUUGAUAGGCACAUGUGCAUUAUGUGUACUCUCUAGAAUUACGAUUAAUAUGAUCUGAAUUACGAGUA